AUGGCGGCCGGGAGAGAGUACACGUCGGGCCGCUUGGAGCAGCUCAUGAGCGGCGGCAGAGAUUGGAGGACGCCGGGUUUAGUCCAGGUCAUCCUCGGCGUGGUGGGGCCGUCGCAGGAGGUGGCCGGGGAGGAACCGUCGCCGCCGGACCGGAUCGUGCUGGUGAACCCCGUGACCCAGGGUAUGGUGGUGCUGCAGGGGGACCCCGAUUUGAUGGCGGAGAUUUUGUCCGAGAGGAGCGUGGGAGAUGGCGGUCACGGCGCUGGGGGCCCGCCGCCGGCGUCCAAGGCGUCGAUCGAGGCGAUGAGGACGGUAGAUGUGGGGGAGGGGGAAGGGGUGCGGCAGGAAGAAUGCCCGGUGUGCUUGGACGGACUAGGGGAAGGAGGGAAGGAAGAGUCGGCGGCGGUGGUGAGGGAGAUGCCGUGCGGGCAUCGGUUCCACGAGGGUUGCAUCGUGAAGUGGCUGGGGAUGCACGGGUCGUGCCCGGUGUGCCGCUUCCGGAUGCCGCCGGAGGAGGGCGUAGAUCCAAAGAAAGGCGACGGCGAGGGGGACGGGGCCGAAAACGAGGAGCAGAGGAGGAGGAGGAUAAGAGGGAUGUGGCUUACCAUCGUCUACAGACGAGGCAGAGGUGAAAUAAGCGAUCAAGCGUCGCAAUCGCCGGGAGAAGAAGACGGUGGAGGAGGAUAUAGUGGCCGCGAUGCUGCCGCUGUUUCUGCCGAAACCGACGGUGGCAUCGAACGGGCCUAGUCAAAGUCAGAUCCGACCCAACCCAACACGGCUUAUUUAGUGUGUGUCGCCGAAUCCGACCCAAUACGUGGUAACGGAUCCAAACAAACCGGUUGGGACGAUUGACCAAAUCAAAAUCAGCUUCUAAAUCAGAAGUACGACCGAGUCAUAUCGUAGCACGCAUCUCAAAGGCGCCCAUCGGCCCCGCACCCGUGGGACUCGGUUGGCGUGUGGCUCGAUAAAGACGGCGGAUGGCUCGGUUCAUCCUCCGAUAAAAAGGAGAGGAGGAGGAAGAGGAAGAAGACGACGACCAUGGCAAGGCUUCCUCUCCUGGCGCUUGUGCUCGUAUCAGCCCUCCUCUUCCUGUCUUCCCCUCAAGGAUAUGGGAGAAGGAUUCACGUCAUGAAGCAUUAUGAAGCGUGGACCUCUCCGGUGCCAUCGCAUAAGGAAGAUUCAAGGAUGGGAAGAGAGACGACGGAGAUGGAGAUGGACUACCCGGAGCCGGGAGCCAAUACAAACCCCCGGGCCGGAGCAAUCUUCGGCUCCCCACCACCAUCACCUCCCGUCCACUAGCCGCCAUCAACCAACGCAACAAGAACAGAGAGCAGCAGCAGAGAAGGAUGAAUAAAGGUUCAUUGUCUGUCUCCUAUAGAUUAGCGGGUCUCUCGUCUUCUCCUCUCCCAUAAAUAAUGGCUUCUUUCCUUUCUCCUCCACAUGUGUGAGUACAUGGAGAGCCACCUACUGUUAGAAAGAGUGGAUGUCUUAGGUUUUGUUAAUGGAGCUGCUGGUGAGGGCUCAUCAUCAGGCAGCAUGCAGCAGGUGGGCAAAACCAUUGCCAUGUCCAACUUGUGUGUAUACUAAGCAGAGAAGGAUGAAUAAAGGUUCAUUGUCUGUCUCCUAUAGAUUAGCGGGUCUCUCGUCUUCUCCUCUCCCAUAAAUAAUGGCUUCUUUCCUUUCUCCUCCACAUGUGUGAGUACAUGGAGAGCCACCUACUGUUAGAAAGAGUGGAUGUCUUAGGUUUUGUUAAUGGAGCUGCUGGUGAGGGCUCAUCAUCAGGCAGCAUGCAGCAGGUGGGCAAAACCAUUGCCAUGUCCAACUUGUGUGUAUACUACAACGCUAUUGCACUCAAAGAAAGCAUGUGAUCUACUCGAUGUUUCUAUAAAGCAGCUACUAAUGCAUGGAUGGAUAAGUGUUGUUCUUAA
Messenger RNA from Musa acuminata AAA Group (dessert banana), 1928 nucleotides. RefSeq names its product E3 ubiquitin-protein ligase MPSR1. The coding region runs from base 1 to 747 and encodes 248 amino acids. The record is from RefSeq and is a predicted model, not a curated record. The transcript has 4 exons. Gene Ontology annotation, cellular component: cytoplasm. NCBI's taxonomy places the organism in Eukaryota, Viridiplantae, Streptophyta, Magnoliopsida, Zingiberales, Musaceae. Gene Ontology annotation, molecular function: ubiquitin protein ligase activity. Gene Ontology annotation, biological process: protein ubiquitination.